Saimiri boliviensis boliviensis (Bolivian squirrel monkey) is the source of this 852-nucleotide messenger RNA. Lineage: Eukaryota; Metazoa; Chordata; Mammalia; Primates; Cebidae. The record is from RefSeq and is a predicted model, not a curated record.
AUGUGCUUGCUCUUCGUCUUCAGCAAAGACCAGUUCCCAGCGGGGUUCGCCCCCAGAGUGUUUCAGAACGACGUGGCCCAUAUCGAGGUGGACGGGACGCGGGUAGAGCUGACCGUGUGGGACACAGCCCGGCAGGAGGAUGAUGAUGGCCUGAGGCCCCUCUUUGACCCAGACACGGGUGCUUACUGGUGUGUUUCUUCGCUGACAACCCUGAGAGCUGAGAACACAUCCCGGAGCCACGGAGUCCAGACGUCAAGCAACUCUGUCCCAGCGUGCUCAUCAUCCUGGUUGGGAACAAGCAGGAUCUUCGGAAUGAUGUGCACGCAAGGUGGGAGCUAGCCGAGAGGAAGCGGAACGGGUGGGCCCGGGGAGGGCACAGAGAUGGCCAGCGGGCCUGGGCUUCGGGGUACGCGCAGUGUUCAGCAGAGGCCGAAGACGGAGAGAGAAGUUUCUGAAGCGGCUGUGAACGCUGCUCUGCAAGCCAGACGUGGGAAAAAGUUCUGGGUGCCUCGUCUUGUAAAACCUUGCUGCAGGCACAGCGCUUAGAACGUCAAUUUUGAACUGCUGUGGAUCCAUCUUAGUGGAUGGAUACUGGCCUUUUAUUUACAAUUUACCGAGGAUUACAAAUUUCAGACACGUCAUCUUCUUACAAGUAUUUAGAAACCUGCCCUGAUUCUUAACGAUGUCAAACCCUUCAUGCCUACAAGGGUCCUUUUGCCACCGCUCUAACAACCCUCCUCUACCCUCCGGUCUGACACACCAGGGGAAAUUCAAGGAACUUUGUGACUUCUUGCUUCUGUCUAGAAACAGUUAGAACUUUGCGAAUUAGACUGCAACUGCUUUAUAACUAAC